This is a messenger RNA of Caenorhabditis remanei, 450 nucleotides long. RefSeq lists its product as uncharacterized. The record is from RefSeq and is a predicted model, not a curated record. NCBI's taxonomy places the organism in Eukaryota, Metazoa, Nematoda, Chromadorea, Rhabditida, Rhabditidae. The transcript is spliced from 3 exons. The coding region runs from base 1 to 450 and encodes 149 amino acids.
AUGAAAGUUAAGUUUCUCAUUCUAUUGUCUUUUCUCAUCACUUUGUCUAAUUCUGCAGAAGAAUGUGCAGAUACCAGUGAUAAAUGCUCUGCAUGGGCAAAAAAUGGAUUCUGCACAAACUGCUUCUAUAAUUGUGACAUCCGAGUGAAAUAUUGUGCAAAAACUUGUGAAUACUGUACUGGACAAAAAACGUGUGAAAAUUGCACAGUAACAACAACAAAACCACCACCAACGACUACAACUAUAAACUGUGUUGAUUAUGGAGAUUACUGCAAAAGUUGGGCGAUGAAGGGAUUCUGCUCCAAUUGUUUCUAUAAAUGCUCUGAUCGAAUCAAGUAUUGUGCCAAAACGUGUGGAUUUUGCACUGCUGGAUCAUGCACAGAUUGUAAUAAUGUACAGAAUUUCAAGAGUUUGAUCAGUCAGACCUCAUUGGAAUUACCUCAAGAAUGA